AUGGUCUGGCAAGCCUAUUGGAUAGUCUUGGGCAAGUCACACUCACUUGAAGUUCAUGCCCCGCCUGGCACACCUGUAGGAUAUAUUAAACAGACCUGGAGUCCCUGUUUACCUAAAUUCACUAUCCAGAAUGCAGCCCGUGAAGAUGUACUUAAAAUUGUUGGACCCUGCAUAGUAUGCAGCUGUUGUUCAGAUAUUGAUUUUGAAGUGAUGUCAAAGGAUGAGAAGAACACAGUCGGAAAAAUCUCUAAGCAGUGGACUGGUUUCGUAAGGGAGGCAUUUACAGAUGCUGACAAUUUUGGCAUCCAGUUCCCACAGGACCUUGAUGUCAAAAUGAAAGCUGUCAUGCUUGGGGCUUGCUUCCUCAUUGACUUCAUGUUUUUUGAACAUGGACAAGAUCGUAACCAGAGAGCUGGCGUCUGGUAACAUGUGGCCUGUACACUGCUUCAGAGGAAAACACUGUGUUAAUUCUGUCCUUGCUUAUCGUAAAUGAAGAUUCUGAUAGUUUUUUUUUUUCAUUUUAAAAAUUGGUAAUGUGGCUACAUCUUUUGCACCUGUAGCAUUUAUUUAUGAAAGCUGCUCUAUACUUGUUUAUAUAACUAUUUUUAUAUGUCCAGUGUAUUCAUAAUAAGAUGGAUCCUUCCUCUUCCAUAUGCAGCGCCAUGGAGCCAUUCCACAUAUUGAAAAAUAUUGUGCCUUGUGACUUUAAAACCAAAGGUUAUGUCUGUGUUUUAUAUGUACAUAUAACAUAAACUUUUAUGAUAUUGCCUCCAGCAGUUUAUUGGAAUCAAAUAGCACCUUACUCUACAGUGCAUAUGGUGUGCAUACAUCUAUAAGGCUCUUUAUCUCUUUCUCUACCUCAUGCAUGCAUGCACACACACACACACAAGUAAAAAUAUUAAACUGAGGGAAAUUGCAGUGACAAUUGUAUGGAGACAUAUAUAGCAGGAGUGUUUAUAAUUAUAUGGCAUUGGCAUUUUUGUCAGUAUGGGAAAGACAUCUUGAAGUCUUGCUCUUACCACAAACUCUGGUGGGAAGGCUUUUAGUUAUUUUUCCUUCAACUUAAAUGAGAGAGGUAGCUCCUCCCCACUAUUUCCAUCCUCUUUCACAUAUUGAGUGAUUUUAUUCAUUUGAGAAUUAAAAACACUUUUUCUAGGA
This is a messenger RNA of Anolis sagrei ordinatus, 1158 nucleotides long. NCBI's taxonomy places the organism in Eukaryota, Metazoa, Chordata, Lepidosauria, Squamata, Anolidae. The record is from RefSeq and is a predicted model, not a curated record.